This is a messenger RNA of Racocetra fulgida, 188 nucleotides long. Lineage: Eukaryota; Fungi; Glomeromycota; Glomeromycetes; Diversisporales; Gigasporaceae. The record is from the annotation of a GenBank genome assembly.
CAUUAAUAUUAAUGAAAUUAACUUAAUACAUGAAAUUGGACAUGACUUUUAUGAAAAUCUUGAUGACUUUCCAACAUCAAACGUUAAUAAAAUAGUUACAAAUUUUUCUACAUCAUCAAUUAAAGAAAUUUGGGAAACUAUUUGUUAUCAUGCAACUAAUAAAAACUAUGUUAUCAUAUUUGAAGAUG